UCAAACAAUAUUUUCCAAUCUUCCUUUAGUUUCUUAUCAAACUACCAAAACAAAGCUCGGCAAUUCCAGCCAUGUCCGACCGUGCUGUUGCUGCUGCACCUCUCCCUCCGGGGUUCCGCUUCCACCCAACCGACGAGGAGCUCAUCCUCCACUACCUCCGCCACCAAGCCGCCUCCCAGCCCUGCCCUGUCUCCAUCAUCGCCGAGGUCGACAUCUACAAGCACGACCCUUGGGAGCUCCCCGCCAAGGCCAUGUUCGGCGAGCAGGAGUGGUACUUCUUCAGCCCCAGGGACCGCAAGUAUCCCAACGGAAUCCGGCCGAACCGCUCAGCCGCCUCGGGCUAUUGGAAGGCCACCGGCACCGACAAGCCGAUUCGGGGAGGCAGCGGGACGGUCGGCGUCAAGAAGGCGCUGGUGUUCUACAAGGGCCGGCCGCCGAAGGGGAGGAAGACCAAUUGGAUCAUGCACGAGUUUCGCCUCACCGACGCCCACUCGAGCAGCUUCACCUACGAGCCCGUGAAAUUCAGGACCUCCUCCAUGAGGUUGGACGAUUGGGUGCUCUGCCGGAUUUACAACAAGAAUUACAAGCUCGAAUCAAUGGCGCCGGCCCAAGAGCAAGGAUCCUCCCUCUCGGUCCCUGAUUACUCGGACGACUACUCGUCGCUGCGCCAUCUGUUCGACUAUUUGCCUGUGACGCCGCAGGGGCUCGAAUCGGCCAUGCUCCUGGGGGCCCAGUCCGGUGCGACUCAUCUCUCGGCUGAUAACGGCGAUACCAACAGAAACGAGGGGCAGGAAGAAUCCCCUGUCGCCAUGGCUACGAGCUCUUCCACACUUUACUCGCUGAUGGCUGACCAGUGUCUCCUGGAUCAGCAGAUGCUCUUCAACUCUCAAUUUGGAUGGCGAUGAAGAAAUAAAGAAAGAAAAAAAAGUGAUUGGUGUUGAACAGCAUGAGGAGGAGGAUGGUGCAACUGCGAGAUUGUUUAAAACUUGGGACGAGCCCAAUUGAUGGUUUUAGGUAGUGUGUUGUCGAUACCACGUGAGUGAGGUGUAUGAAUUGAUUGCGCAUGUCUUCGUUGUGAAUUGAAUAAAUUGAGAAAUGUUUCUGAAAUU
Molecule: messenger RNA, 1109 nt
Organism: Zingiber officinale
Lineage: Eukaryota; Viridiplantae; Streptophyta; Magnoliopsida; Zingiberales; Zingiberaceae
Product: NAC transcription factor 29-like
Exons: 3
Coding region: 72-905 (277 amino acids)
Biological process (GO): regulation of DNA-templated transcription
Molecular function (GO): DNA binding
Source: RefSeq, a predicted model, not a curated record